AUGUUUACCUUUAUCAAUAAACGUUUUUUCAAUCAUCAUUAUUUUUCGAUUUGUCAAUGGCAAAAUUAUUGUUUACCCGUUCGAACGACGACGACGACGGCAACCGAUAUUAUCAUCAAUUCGAAUCGAUUGAAUAACCGAAAUUCAUUGAAAUUCAUUCAAAAUUCCAAAAGAUAUCUAUCAUCACAAUCGCAAAAAAAUUCACGUAAUAAUAAUGAAAUUGAUGUAACCGAUGUUUCGGCACUUAAAUCAAACGAUGAUAAUGAAACAGAUAAAAAAAUUAAAUUUCGUGGUAAAACCCCAGAAUUACCUAAAGUUUAUUUGCGUGAUGAAAAAAAUCGUCUACUCGGUUUGAUGACAUUGAUUGAGGCGGAAAAAUUGGCACAAAAACAUAAAAAAAUUCUAAUCAAAACGGAAAGUCCAGCUAAAAAAUUUAUGUCAAUGAAAUUUGCUGAUCCUAGAUUUGUUGCUGAUCAAAAUCAAAAUGAUAAAAUUCUUGAUGGUGAUGAUACUGAUCAUACGGAUAAAGAAGAAGAAUUUAUUAAACGAAAAACAUCUCCGAAAAUUCUAUCAUUUACAACAAAAAUGAGUGAACAUGAUUUACAGAUAAAAAUUAAUCAAGUGAAAAGAUUUCUGUUACGUGGCCAAGAAACAUUAGUCAAAGUUGUUUCAACUGUUUCGGAUGGAUCACAUAGAACAAAAUUGGAACAAAUUCUAAAUGAAUUUGAAUCAAUUUUCAAUGAAACGAAUGGUUGCCGCAUCAAUCAAAAACGUUUAACUGAUCGUGAUUUAAAAUUUAAUAUUUUAAUUUCAAAUAUUAAUAAAGCUAAAAAGAAUUUAUCAACGAUAACAACAUCGUCUGAAACAACAACAACAACAAAUGAAAAAAAUGAUACAAUACCGAAUUUGGAUAAUGUUGAUCCAAAUAAAUUAUUGGAACAAGACGUAGAAUCGAUUCUGGAUAAUAAUGAUAAUAAAAAGAAAUGAUUAUUAUUUUUGUUU
Messenger RNA from Dermatophagoides pteronyssinus (European house dust mite), 1002 nucleotides. RefSeq names its product mitochondrial translation initiation factor 3 (gene mIF3). Lineage: Eukaryota; Metazoa; Arthropoda; Arachnida; Sarcoptiformes; Pyroglyphidae. Gene Ontology annotation, biological process: translational initiation. The record is from RefSeq and is a predicted model, not a curated record.